Phytophthora sojae is the source of this 1131-nucleotide messenger RNA. RefSeq lists its product as hypothetical. Lineage: Eukaryota; Oomycota; Peronosporomycetes; Peronosporales; Peronosporaceae. The transcript is spliced from 2 exons. Gene Ontology annotation, molecular function: protein binding. The record is from RefSeq and is a predicted model, not a curated record. Bases 1 to 1131 code for a protein of 376 amino acids.
AUGGCGGCGUCGGCACCAGCGACUUGGGGCGCCAGGCAGACCCUCUCAGCGCAUGUAAAGCCCAUCUCCAGCCUCUCCUUCUCACCCGACGAGCAUCUCCUCGCCUCCUCCUCUGCCGAUUGCUCCGUCAAGAUAUGGCGCCUGGCACCCGAUAGUCAGCUGGAGACGUCGCCCAAUACGUCUCUCUACGGCCACGAGGCUGGCGUGUCGGCCGCCUGCUGGUCGCCGGACUCGCAGCACCUGGCGUCGGCUUCCGACGACCGCACGGCUCGGCUCUGGGACGUGGAGACGGCCAAGACGCUGGCCACGCUGGGCGCCACGCAUCGCAGCCUGGACGCGGCGCUCACGACGCCUCUGUCACUACUGGAGGGCUCCUCGGCGGCGCUGGGGCUGGACGAGGAGGGGCAGAACGGAGCCGUGGUGACCGCAGACCCGCCCGUCGAGACGCACACGGGCUUCGUGAGCUGCGUGGCCUUCAACCCGCAGGGCUCGUUAGUGGCCACGGGCUCGCACGACGAGAACGUGCGACUCUGGGACGUACGCAGCGGCAGGAGCGUUGCAAUCAUUGGCGCCCACCAGGAGCCGGUGGUAAGUGUGGAGUUUCACCCGACGGACGGGUCGCUGCUGCUCACAGGAGGCUACGACGGCCUGGUGCGUGUCUGGGAUGUGGCCUCGCGACAGUGUCUCCGCACUGUCAUCACGGAGCCGGCCGCGCCAGUGGGUAGCGCGAGGUUUACCCCGAACGGCAGAUACGUGCUCAGCUCGACGCUCGACGGAACUGUGAGGCUGUGGGACUACAUGCGCGAUAUCUGCGUGCGCUCGUACAGCGGGCACGUGAACCGCAAGUUCAGCAUGCAGUGCGCGUUCUUGGAGCAGCACUGGAACAAGCAGCCGGUCGUCGCCUGUGGGUCGGAGGACAGCCGGAUCUUCAUGUGGGAUGUUGGCACGCAGGAAGUGGCGUCCGUGCUGACGGGCCAUGAUCACCCCGUGCUCGCUCUGGCAGCUCACCCGACGUGCGCGCUGAUGGUGUCGGGAUCAAACCGCGACAUUAAGAUGUGGACCCCGGCCGGUGAUGCGGAGAGUAAUGACAAGAAGUCUGAACGCAACGGCACGAGUCAGCAGGCUGAGUGA